Molecule: messenger RNA, 2566 nt
Organism: Triplophysa rosa
Lineage: Eukaryota; Metazoa; Chordata; Actinopteri; Cypriniformes; Nemacheilidae
Gene: wdr1
Product: WD repeat domain 1
Exons: 15
Coding region: 116-1936 (606 amino acids)
Biological process (GO): positive regulation of actin filament depolymerization; sarcomere organization; locomotion
Cellular component (GO): cortical actin cytoskeleton
Molecular function (GO): actin filament binding
Source: RefSeq, a predicted model, not a curated record
GCCGCGCGCCGCCGCCUCUUCCGCGUUCAGGGAUCAGCCGGUGACAGAAGUGCUGAGAUCCGGACGGGCCCGUUUCACCUGCGUUCAUUUCACUUACCGGAGGAAAUAAGGCGAUAUGUCGUACGAGCUCAAGCGCGUGUUUGCCAGCCUGCCCCAAAUGGAGAGGGGCGUGGCCAAAGUCCUGGGCGGAGACCCCAAAGGAAACAACUUCUUGUAUACUAAUGGAAAGAGUGUCAUUAUCAGGAAUAUUGACAACCCUGCGAUCGCAGACAUCUACACUGAACAUCCUCAUCAGGUCAUCGUAGCGAAAUACGCCCCCACUGGGUUCUACAUCGCGUCGGGCGAUGUGUCCGGGAAAAUCCGGAUCUGGGACACCACGCAGAAGGAGCAUCUGCUGAAGUACGAGUAUCAGCCGUUCGGAGGGAAGAUCAAGGACAUCGCCUGGACCGAAGACAGCAAGAGAAUCGCCGUGGUGGGGGAGGGCCGAGAGAAGUUCGGGGCUGUGUUUCUCUGGGACACGGGUUCCUCGGUGGGAGAAAUCGUGGGUCACAGUAAGAUCAUCAACAGCGUUGACAUCAAGCAGACGCGGCCGUAUCGUCUGGUGACGGGCAGCGACGACAACUGCACCACCUUCCUGGAGGGACCGCCCUUUAAAUAUAAAUGCACCAUAAGCGAUCACAGUCGGUUCGUCAACUCUGUGCGCUUUUCUCCUGAUGGGAAUCGUUACGCAUCGGCCGGUGCAGACGGUCAGAUUCUGCUGUAUGAUGGGAAGACUGGGGAGAAGGUGGGCUCUCUGGGUGGAGAGAAUGCUCAUGCCGGUGGCAUUUAUGCUGUCAGCUGGAGUCCUGACAGCACGCAGCUCAUCUCGGCGUCAGGAGAUAAGACCGUUAAACUGUGGGAUGUCGGCAGCGGGACGACAGUGACGACCUUUAACAUGGGCGCUGAUGUUCUGGAUCAGCAGCUGGGCUGUCUGUGGCAGAAGAAUCACCUGCUCAGUGUUUCUCUGUCCGGCUACAUCAACUAUCUGGACAGAAAUAACCCUGACCGUCCGCUGCGCACCAUUAAAGGCCACACUAAAUCCAUCCAGUGUCUCACGGUUCAUAAGGCGGACGGACGAUCCAACAUCUAUUCAGGCAGUCAUGAUGGACACAUUAAUUACUGGGACUCGGAGACCGGAGAUAAUGACGAGUUUCUGGGGAAGGGACAUUCCAACCAGGUCUCCAGGAUGGCCGUGGAUGAGUCCGGUCGUCUGGUGUCCUGCAGCAUGGACGAUACGGUUCGCUACACUGACCUCAAGAAGAAAGAGUACAGUGCAUCUGAUGUGAUAAAAAUGGACAUGCAGCCGAAGUGUGUAAGCGUUGGUCCGGGAGGUCUCGCUGUCACUGCGUGUAUUGGGCAGCUGGUUCUGUUGAAAGACAAGAAGAAGCUCUUCACUCUGGACGGUCUCGGGUACGAGCCAGAAGCUGUCGCUUGUCAACCCGGAGGUGGAACUGUGGCUGUGGGCGGAGCUGAUGCAAAGGUGCACCUGUACUCUGUUCAGGGAAACACCCUGAAGGAUGAUGGGAAGGUUCUGGAUGUUCAGGGGCCUGUGACGGACAUGUCGUACUCUUGGGACGGGGCGUUCCUCGCAGUCACGGAUGAGAAGAAGGUUGUCAGUGUGUUCACUGUCGCUGACGGAUACAUGGAGAAGAAUGAGUUUUACGGACAUCACGCGAAGGUGGUCUGUUUGGCCUGGUCACCUGACAAUGAACACUUUGCCACCGGUGGAAUGGACAUGAUGGUUUAUGUGUGGACGGUCAGUAAUCCUGACAAGAGGAUCAAAAUCCCAGACUCUCAUCGCCUGCAUCACGUCAGUGGCCUGGCGUGGCUCAAUCCAAACACGCUCGUCACGACCUCUCACGACUCCUGUGUGAAACAGUGGACCUUAAAAAUCUAAACUCACGCACAAGAUCUCAGGAUCAACAGGAAAAGAGACCACGUCUCUCUCUCUCUCUCACUCUCUCUCUCUCUCUCUCUCUCUCUCUCUCUCUCUCUCUCUUUAUGGCUUUUUGUCUAGUGUCUGUCCGUAUGUCACUGCUGCCAUGUGCGUUUCACACGCGGUUUAGAAGCUCCUAAGUAAUUCAGCUAAUAAACAAACACACAAUGGAAAGAUGUUGUGUAUCGCUGCACAGAUAGACAGACAUGAACUCAGAAACACUGAAGCACUUGAUCUUCCAAUCUGACCGGAAACUCUGUCAUUGUGACAUUCCAGAAGCAGGGAUCAGGGAUUCAUCGCCCGGCCGGGAGUUCUCGAAACCUAAUGUGACCGUGUGUUCCAGGAGCUCUGUGGCGGACGUCUCCUCGCCUGUGUGUGUGUGUGUGUGUGUUGAGAGGGUGUAAGGGAGCAAUAAUCAUGAGAAAUAAACAGCAGAACGUGUCGGAGCUGGUGUAACAAUAGCUAUAUCUCCUCUAACCCUCACAUGUUGUUUAUUUACGGUUUAUGUUCGAAUUUCUCUGGUUCAUUUUUCAUUGAGUGGAUGUGAUUCAUAAUUAUAUUAUUAAUGAUAAUAAAACACUUUUUAUGCAA